AUGCACAUUUUAAACCCAGAAGUUGAUACACCUCACAGAUCACAUGUGCUCCUGUCUUCUGCUGUGAGUUUGGCAUCGCACUUGUGCAAGUCACAUGUCAACAGAGCUGCUCUCCCAUUGGCCGACUCCCCAGGCCACCCCCAACAGCCUUAUGGUUACAGACCAACAGGAAUACUGAGGGAGCGCAGUUUUGGUUGUAAGGUUUGUGGGAAGGUGUUUAAGAGGUCGUCGACUCUCUCCACACACCUGCUCAUUCACUCGGACACUCGGCCGUUCCCGUGUCCCUACUGCGGAAAGAGAUUCCACCAGAAAUCUGAUAUGAAGAAACAUACCUUUAUACACACAGGUGAGAAGCCUCAUGUGUGCGUGGUGUGCGGUAAAGCAUUCAGUCAGAGCUCCAAUCUGAUCACCCACAGCAGGAAACACAGCAGCUACCAGCCCUUCAGCUGCUCACACUGCCCUCUCAGCUUCCAGAGGAGACUGGACCUACAGCGCCACCUACAGACACACAUGCAGAACGACAGCGCACUGUAUCAUGGGACCUGAGAGAGACCAGCUGCACCUCAAACACCUUGGGUGGCUUAAUGUACAAGGGUCAUGUGAUGUUUUACCAAAAAGUCCACUAUAUAUGUUUAUGAAAGAUGUUUGCACCAAAACAAAUGUUUGCUUAUGUAUAUCUAUCUUGAUUGCACACAAUGCAUUGUGAGAUCUGUCAACAGGCUACACAUUACUGUAGAUUUAUUGCUUCAAGACUUAUGAUUGGCUGCUCAUGGUUGUGAUGUCAUAAUCAUGGAACGUUUGUUUCAGAAGAUUUAUAAAGGAACAAUAAUCUCUCUAUGCACAUGAUAGGGCAUUUAAUAACAAAUGCAGUAAUGCAACCGAUUUUUAAGGACAUUAAUCUCUUUUUGAAAGUACAGGUAUGUAUUCUCAAGCUCUUAGCAGAAGUUUUUAUCUUGUUUUAAAGUAGGGUGAAUUCUGCAAAAGUGGGACACUUUUAGGUAAACUGAUUUAAAUACAAAUAAAUAAACUCUUCCAAACACAUGUAUGCUUUAAACAAAUUCUCAAAGUCUCUUGUAUCCCUCAGCAUGUUUUUGAAUAUCGUUUGAUGUUUUAAACAUACAGAGAUUCAAAA
Carassius auratus (goldfish) is the source of this 1132-nucleotide messenger RNA. RefSeq names its product zinc finger protein Gfi-1b-like. The coding region runs from base 1 to 546 and encodes 181 amino acids. The transcript is spliced from 4 exons. NCBI's taxonomy places the organism in Eukaryota, Metazoa, Chordata, Actinopteri, Cypriniformes, Cyprinidae. Gene Ontology annotation, biological process: regulation of transcription by RNA polymerase II. The record is from RefSeq and is a predicted model, not a curated record. Gene Ontology annotation, molecular function: DNA-binding transcription factor activity, RNA polymerase II-specific; RNA polymerase II cis-regulatory region sequence-specific DNA binding.